Molecule: messenger RNA, 2561 nt
Organism: Anguilla rostrata (American eel)
Lineage: Eukaryota; Metazoa; Chordata; Actinopteri; Anguilliformes; Anguillidae
Product: serine/threonine-protein kinase pim-1-like
Exons: 9
Coding region: 33-1682 (549 amino acids)
Biological process (GO): protein autophosphorylation; regulation of mitotic cell cycle; negative regulation of apoptotic process
Cellular component (GO): cytoplasm
Molecular function (GO): protein serine/threonine kinase activity; ATP binding
Source: RefSeq, a predicted model, not a curated record
CAAAGCCGGUAUUUACAAAAGUUUAAUCACAAAUGCAUUGCUCAACAGCUGAAAAAACGGAAUUUAAUGGUAAGUUUACCUACGGCAUUAAGGUACUGUCAAUGGUUUUCUUGCAUACUCUUUAUGUUGCAGGACAUGUGGAGGAUUACUACACAAAAGGAUCACUACUGGGAGAGGGAGGAUGCGGAUCAGUAUAUGCUGGGACUCGCAUCUCUGAUGGACUGCCAGUUGCCCUAAAAUAUGUGGCGAAAGUAGAAGAAGACCUGCUUCUACCUGGACAGGAAGUCAGAACACCUCGGGAGGUGAGGCUAAUGGGCCUUGUGAAUGAGAACACGGGUCAUCCUAACAUCCUGCGGCUCUACGAGUGGUUCGAUGCCCCAGACUGCUACGUGAUGGUUCUAGAGCGGCCUGACCCCUGUAAGGACCUGGUGGACUUCUGCUACACCCAGAACAAAAAAGUGAUGGAUGAACAGCAGGCCCGGGCAGUGAUAGACCAGCUGCUUCACGCCCUCCUGCACUGCCAGCAUGCAGGAGUGUUCCAUCGGGAUGUGAAACCAAACAACAUCCUGAUAAACACGGAGACCCUGCGUGUCAUCCUCAUUGAUUUUGGGUGUGGAACUUCCUGGAAGGACACGCCUUUCAGUUCCUUCGCAGGCACCACUGACUUCUCACCUCCAGAGUUGUUUGAGGAGGGGCUGUACCAGGCUGGGCCCUUCACAGUGUGGUCCCUCGGGGUCACAGUGUUUGACAUCGUUUGUGGCUACCUGCCAUUUAACCCGGACGAUGGCCAUGAGAGCAUGAGCAGGGUCCACUUCCCUACAGGGCUGUCCUCAGAAAUCAAGGACUUCAUGAGCAGGUGUUUGGCACCAGAGGUGAACGAACGAGCGACGCUAGAAGAGCUCCAGCGUCACCCGUGGCUCCACCCCACCUGCUUACAACAAGGAUUCAGGAAGAGGAAGAUGAGGAGGGAGGAAGAUGGAGAGCAGAAAAGGAGCUCCUCUGACUCUCUCAUUCCCGCAAAGUGCCUCCGGAAAGAUCAAGAUGAAUGCCUUCAGCUUCUGGCAUCACCUACUCCAGGAGGAGAAGGCCAAGGCCAUGAAGGAAAGGGCCUGAGUGAACAUGGUCCCCAGGCCCCCGUACUCAGCCUUGGCCAGACAGAGGAUGACCAUCUGAGCCACGGCCAAAGCAGUGAGCAGUUCCUAUCUGCCUGCUCCUCUUUGCGGUCGUAUUACAGCUGUCAAUCCACAGAGAGGAGAGGCAUGAAUGAGGAGACAGGCGUGAAGAGCCAUCGGGAGAACCAGGAAAUGGCAGCAAACUGCCUUACGAAAGGUCUAAACUCAAAAAAUAGGAUGCUUCCUGAUGAUAUAUGCUGUGUGAUAUGUGCUGUGCGUGUGUAUAAUAAGGAACGGAAUGAGACUAAAGCACUGGAGGUCUCAAGACUGUCCUGUGUUCCGUCUCCUACAGCCUCAGAAAAGCCCCAGAAGGCUGGCGUGAGGAAGAGGAAGAUGGGGUGUGAAGAGCAGGCAGUGGUGCAUGGAAAGAACCUGGGUCCCUACAGCGGGACCAGACCUGCAAAGUGCCCACGGAAAGAUUUGCAGGAUAUGGGCCAGAUGAUGCACUACUCUGCCUCGAUGCCUCGGGCCUCCAGGACCAUGAACCCAAUGUCCUCCUGGGGUGGAUAAUAUAACGUUGAGGCAGACUGGCACAAACAAAAACUAAGCAGCUUGGUCACUUUUCAUCGCUGUUUAACUUUUGGUUUGACACCGACACAUGGAUAUGUCACAGUCUGCUUGAACCCCAUAUUAUCCUCCACCUUCCCAGCCUGCCUUAACCCUGUUUUAGCCCCGCCCCACCUCAGAUGCAGUAAGUGCCAAAGUGCAUGGUGUGCCCCACUGCAGUCUGCAGCCACAUACACAAGCCACCAUGCGGCAGGAAAGCUUGUGGACCGCACGUUUGUAAGCCUUGUUGUAGUACACAUUGUACAUUAAAAAUAUUCAGAAUAAUUAUCCAAGGGACAUACAAUUAAAAUGACAAUAAGAAGUCAAAUAAAACCUGGGGAAGUUUGGUGACUCUCCCUCAGGCAAUAUCUGUGGUGCUUUGUGCAGCAGCAGUUCUGACUUCCUGCUUUUCCAGGUGGAUGAAGUUUCUGUGCUGCAGUCCCAUCAAGCCAGGGAGGCUGUGCAGGAAACUGACCAGUGGAGGAAAGCCACAGUGCAGCCGGGUCCAGAGAGCUAAGCCCAGGCCUAGUUAAAUCAAAGACAAUGAGUUCCAUUAGUGCUUAUGACCAGCACGGCAGAGGUAAAGCACUAUAACAUACACAGGCCCCAUGCACACAUACAUUCACACGCUUUGCUGUUUCUGUCUUCUGCAACUUUGUAUGCUCCCACAAUGCCAGCUAUCCCUCUGCAGUUCAGCAGCUGAACUGCGCAGUCAGUUUAGCAUGUAGUGUUCCUGUUGGCCAUCUUUAAUUUCAGGCUAACAUGGCUUUUUAUAGCACAAACGAAAAAUUGAACGCAGACAUUUCUAGAGGGGAUUUGAGUCAUUCCAAACCGUACCUAAAA